UCAUUCCUUCUACUUCAUUCUUGUUCUCUCAAUUCUCUCUCAUUCUGUUUCUUCAGUUUUUCUCUGAAUGAGGGUAUACAAGUAAAACAAGGCAGAGCACGUUGUCGCAUACACCUAUCUGCAAAGACUCUGGCUUUGACCAUUAUCAUCCUGUUUCUUUUAAGUAGCUGAUUUUGAGUUGGCGGUAAGAAAGGUUUAAUAAGGAGAAGGCCAAAAAUUAAGGAAGAGGAGGGAUGAAGAAAAUGAAGUACAUCCUGGUGACUGGCGGAGUAGUUAGUGGACUCGGGAAAGGAGUGACCGCUAGCAGCAUCGGGUUACUUCUCAAGGCUUGUGGACUUCGCGUUACUUCUAUCAAGAUUGAUCCUUACUUAAAUAGCGAUGCUGGGACGAUGUCCCCUUUUGAGCACGGGGAAGUUUUUGUCUUAGACGAUGGUGGUGAGGUGGACCUGGACCUUGGAAAUUAUGAGCGCUUUCUGGAUGUCAAACUGACUCGUGAUAAUAACAUCACAACGGGAAAGAUUUACCAAUAUGUUCUUGACAAGGAGAGAAGGGGUGAUUAUCUUGGAAAAACUGUUCAGGUUGUUCCUCACAUUACAGAUGCCAUUCAAGAAUGGAUUGAGCGUGUAGCAAUGAUUCCUGUUGAUGGAAAGGAAGGUCCAGCUGAUGUUUGUGUCAUUGAAUUAGGUGGAACAAUAGGGGACAUUGAGUCCAUGCCAUUUAUUGAGGCGUUAGGCCAGUUCUCAUACCGUGUAGGUGCGGGCAACUUCUGUCUGAUUCAUGUCAGCCUGGUACCUGUUCUAAAUGUUGUUGGUGAACAAAUGAUUGAUCCUCUUUUUGCGUCUUGGAACAAAUUAAUCAAUUGGCCAAUGAACUUUUGCCAUCUUGUCUACCAUGUUCAGAAAACAAAGCCCACACAGCACAGUGUUCGUGGAUUGAGAGGCCUGGGUUUGACACCUAAUAUCUUAGCUUGUCGCAGUACAAUGGCACUUGAUGACAAUGUGAAGGAGAAACUCUCUCAGUUUUGCCAUGUCCCGGCAGAAGAUGUUAUCACUCUUUAUGAUGUUCCCAACAUCUGGCAUGUCCCUUUGCUACUGAGAGACCAGAAGGCUCAUGAGGCAAUUUUCAAAGUGCUUAAUCUUCCAGGUAUUGCAAAGGAGCCUUCUUUAAAGGAGUGGACAACUAGGACUGAAAUUUGUGAUGGGUUACAUGAGCGAGUCAGAAUUGCUAUAGUGGGGAAGUACACAGGCCUUCCUGAUUCCUAUCUUUCUGUACUGAAGGCUCUGUUACAUGCAUCUGUUGCUUGCCGCAAGAAACUUGUUGUGGACUGGGUUCCUGCAAGCGACCUUGAAGAUAUGACAGAAAUUGAGAAUCUUGAUGCUUAUAAGGCUGCAUGGAAGUUGUUAAAGAGUGCGGAUGGUGUUCUUGUUCCUGGAGGAUUUGGUGACAGAGGGGUGCAAGGAAAAAUUCUUGCAGCAAAGUACGCACGGGAAAAUAGAAUUCCCUUUUUUGGAAUAUGUCUGGGAAUGCAGGUUGCUGUUAUUGAGUUUGCACGAUCUGUUCUCGGAUUGACGGAUGCUAACAGCACUGAGUUUGAUCCUAGCACCCGGAAUCCUUGCGUUAUAUUUAUGCCCGAGGGCUCAAAAACGCAAAUGGGUGGUACCAUGCGUCUUGGAUCAAGGAGAACAUAUUUCGAAGUCAUGGACUGCAAAUCUGUGAAAUUGUAUGGAAAUAGAAGGUAUAUAGAUGAGAGACAUCGGCAUAGGUACGAGGUGAAUCCUGAUAUAGUAGGACGACUUGAAAAUGCUGGCCUAUCUUUCACUGGCAAGGACGAAAGUGGUCAGCGAAUGGAGGUUAUUGAAGUACCUGAUCAUCCAUACUAUAUUGGUGUCCAAUUCCAUCCGGAAUUUAAAUCAAGACCAGGAAAACCUUCUGCCUUAUUCUUAGGUUUAGUAGCUGCAGCUUGUGGACAAUUAGAUGCUCUUUUACAAGGUUUCGAAAGCCGAGAGAAGGUCAAUUGUGAAAUUGGUAAUGGUCCCUCUAACAAGAAAGUUUACCAAAACGGAUAUGCUACAAAGCCUGCAAAUAUCAUAAGAGAUGCUAUAUACAGUUAUUGCAACGGAUUGUCCUGUACAGUCAUUUGAUUAAUGCGCGGGUCUAAUAGCUUUUCUGGAGGAUUGCAGUUAUAAAAAUAGCUGGAUCCCUAUAUUUUAACAGGGGACAGCUUCUUGUAUGGUUACAAUUAUAAUUUUAUUUGGCUUGGCCUUUCGGCUCGUUGGUUGCGUUUUAUGGUUCAUCUUGGUAUAU
Molecule: messenger RNA, 2304 nt
Organism: Durio zibethinus
Lineage: Eukaryota; Viridiplantae; Streptophyta; Magnoliopsida; Malvales; Malvaceae
Source: RefSeq, a predicted model, not a curated record